CUUAUUAAAAUGUUUGUUUUUGUAAUGGUUUAAUUGUUUUAAGUGAUUUAUGGAGUGAUUAUUUCACGGUCAUUUACUUGGAUUACUUAGUUUAAACAUGGAUAUUUUUCUCUGCAAAAUGUUUUACCUUGUAAUUGUUAUAAUAGCAGGCCAAGUAAAUGCUCAACAACAAUAUUUUCGGGUCUUGCCUAAGGACGUUAUAGUACACGAAGGAGGCGAAGCUAUGCUGGAGUGCGAAGUUGCUAAUUUAGCCGGUCAAGUUCAAUGGACCAAAGACGGAUUUGCUUUAGGUUUUUUGGCUGUAAUUCCCGGAUUCCCUCGUUACUCUGUGAUAGGGGACAGAAGACAUGGAGUUUACAAUCUGAGAGUGAGCAACGCUUCCCUAGAGGAUGACGCCGAGUACCAGUGCCAGGUGGGACCGGCGCGACUUCAAAAGGCUAUCAGAGCCAACGCCAGACUCAACGUUAUUUCCCCUCCAUCGUCGGUAGAGAUAUUAGAUCAUGCUUCAAAUUCGAAAAUUGAGAUAAAAGAAAAUCAAGAAUUUGCUUUGGAAUGUAGGGUUAAGAAUGCAAAACCUGCAGCCAAAAUUGUUUGGUACAGAGGCAAUGUGGAGAUCAAUAUACCGAGUCGUGAAGACCAAGUCAUCGAGGUUUUGGCGCAGAACAAAGACAAACGUGUAACGCGAUACGAUACUCAUUCAAGAAUAACUCUUAAACCAACAGCUGAAGAUGAUUUUGCAGAAUACACUUGUGAAGCUAGACAUGAAGCAUUAUCGCAAGAUAUUCCCUUCAGAACAACUGUUCAACUUAGCGUUCUAUAUCCACCAGCUAUGCCCUACAUCGAGGGAUAUGGUGAAGGGGAGACAGUUCGAAGGGGGCAAACUGUUGGACUCGUAUGUAGAUGCAGAGGUGGAAACCCUCCAGCUCAACUCAUUUGGUACAAAAAUGGAGAACAAAUUAGAAUGGCUUAUAGGACAUCAGGAAGGAUAUCAGAAAAUAUUUAUUCAUUUACUGCUGAUGCCAGUGAUAAUAAGGCCAAAUAUAAAUGUGAAGCCAGCAAUAUAAUGUCAAAAUCACCAUUGAAGGCAGAAGUUCAAAUGACAGUUUUAUUUUCUCCAGAUCAUGUUACCAUAUCCGGGCCUACAGAAGCAAGAGUAGGUGAUCCGGUACCAUUAACUUGUACCACAGCCAAUUCCAAUCCGUCUGCAGAAAUUAAGUGGGUAGUAAAUGGAAGAAAUAUUCGUAACGCUACAUCAAGACAAAUUAUUUCACCCGAAGGCGGAUGGAUCACUACUUCUAAUAUUACUGUUGUUAUUGAACCACAUCGAAAGUUUUUAUUGGUAAAUUGUCAAGCUUUCAAUAUGCAACUUACGGAAAAUGUCGGAUCUACUCAUCAUGUUAAUGUUUUAUAUCCACCUGGUCAUCCAAUAAUCCAAGGUUUCACAAAAGAUUCACAUAUCCCAGCUGGUACAAUCCAAAAGAUUUCUUGUACUUCCUCUGGAGGAAACCCAUUAGCUACGAUCACAUGGUAUAAAAACGAUAAGAAAAUUCAUUCCACUGUACGAACGAGUGAUAAAAUUACAACAGCAGAAAUCACUAUCUUGACAAAUAUCACUGAUAACGGAGCCGUGUACAAAUGUGAAGCCGCCAAUUCUGCUACUGAAAUCCCUUUGAUUGAAACUUUGAAUAUGAGUGUAUAUUUUCCCCCCGAUCACGUCAGAAUUCGGCAGGAACCGGAAGAACUUAAGCCCAACGAAGAAGGAACAUUGAUCUGUGAUUCAAGCUCCAGUAAUCCACCUGCAAAGUUAUCUUGGUGGAAACAAGGCAUUCCCGUACUUGGUUUGAUGAAUACUACUAAACCUGGACUACACGGUGGUACGGUAUCUACCAUUGAAAUGAAAAUUAAUGUAACCGAACAAAUGAAUGGUAUAGUGUAUACUUGUCAAGCGAGCAACGAAGCUCUAUCUCGAUCCGUACAUGAUGCUAUAACUCUUCAGGUGUUGUAUAAACCAGUGUUUGAUCCAAACAACGAAGUCACUGUUACUGGCAUUGAAAACGAACCACUCAUAAUAUAUUUAAAAGCUGAUGGCAAUCCUGCUAAUAUUGCAUACACUUGGACUAAAGAUGGUUUACCAAUAACUCCACAAAGUUCUGCUAAUGGAAUCGAGAGGAUUAUUUCAGAGGGACAUGUUUUAAAUAUAACCAAAUUGAGUAGGAAUGAUGCUGGAACGUAUAUGUGUGAAGCUUUGAAUUCUCAAGGAAGUAGCAUCGCCACUGUAAAUGUUACUGUUCAAUAUUCUGCAUCAAUAAUUCAAACUAGUGGAAACGUUAUUGCUGAACCAAAAGAAGAUGCGACACUUUCUUGUUCUGCUGAUGGUAACCCUCUUGCCGAUGACACAAUUACGUGGAAAAGGGACGAUUUUCCCGAUUUUGCAGCUAGAACAUCCGUAAUGUACGAUAAGAACGGAACAUCUUACCUCCGAAUAACAAGUGUUACCAGAGAAGACCUCGGUAAUUUCAUUUGUACUGUUAACAAUGGAGUUGGAAACUCUUCCUCCAAAGAAGUUAUGUUGAUUGUUAAACAUAAGCCCGAAAUUGACACUAAUCCUCAAUUCAUCAAAUUCGCCAGUGAUGCAGGUGAAACUGGAAAAUUAAUUUGCAGAAGUCAAGCGUCGCCAUUGGCGAGAUAUACUUGGGCCAGAAAUGGAUCACCCAUCAAUCCAAAUACAACUGGAAAGUAUUAUACUACUUAUACACAGAUCGAUCAACUAGUAUCUGAAUCAACCCUAUACAUCACGCACGUAACUUCCGCUGACUACGGUAACUACGAAUGCGUAGCUCGAAAUGAAAUAAGUUUUUCUACAAAAUCAUUACGCCUAGAAGUAACUUCUGCACCUGAUACUCCCACUCUUUUAACUGUGCUUAAUGUAACACAUGAUAGCGUCACUUUAGGCUGGACUCCAGGAUUCGAUGGUGGCAUGAAGGCUUCUUAUAGAAUACGGUAUAGGAAAGUUGAUGACGAAGGAUAUAAAUAUGAAGAUGUCGUUGGCGAUAACGUCACCACUCACGUGGUUAAAGAUUUGGAUAUCAACACACAAUAUGUGUUCUCGAUAAUGGCGUCUAACAAAUUAGGUAGCAGCAAGUUUAUGCCAGAUUUAUUAUCAGCAAAGACUUCAGUAUUUGUUGGAAAUGAAGAAGCUCAGAAAGUCAUUCCUGAGGAUAUUUUAGAGAAACAAGAUUUACCUAGAAUAGUCAUAAUCAGCGUGUCUGUCAUAGGCGUUAUUCUUUUGUUUAUUAAUAUUGCCUUGGUUACUGGUUGUAUGUUAAAAAGGAGAGCUAAAAGAAUGAGAGAACAAAAUAACCAAACUAGCAAAUCAGCAACAAUUGAAAUGUAUGCCCCCAGUAGCUACAAUGAUACCGUCACAGGAGAGACACUGUCAUCAGUUAGCGAGAAGAGUGAAACCUACAGUAACGAGGAAAUUAAUCACGAAUAUUUAGAUGAUAACCGAAAGCCAACAAGCAAUUCAUACUUGAUUGAGCAUCAACCGGAUUACCCAGGUAAAUCUUUCGUCGCUGCACCAUCGCCAGCUCCACCAGCAGACGGUUCCUACUUCAAUAUGUCCGAUCGUUACUUAUCGUAUCCUCCACCAUUAGACUUUCAAACUCCGCCUCCCAUACCAGCUCAUCCACACCUGACGCAUACACACGCGCCGAUGACUCCACCACUUCCAUCUAACGGCUCACUUUUACGUCAUGCAAGAGCUGUGCCACCCCCAGAUGUAUUGCAUAAUACCAAUACAAACAACCAAAUACUCCAAGCUCAAAGUUUGUCUCAAAAACGCGAGCUCACAAGUUUCGGUAACGGUUAUGGUGUCAACGAACAGGAAGGACAUCUUGUUUGAGACCAGGGGGAAAUUUUGUACGUUUUGUAAAGUGCGUUGGGGUGUGUUUGUCCAAUACUUUUAUAUAUAAAAAAAUACGAGAAAAGACUGUUGUGUAAAUAUUUUAAAUGAACUCGAUGAAUACUUAAUUAAUGUGAUUUUAAUUAAUAUCAUUGCAAUACUGUGUAAAGGACAAUGUUCAUGCAGGUAGAAAAUAUUCAGGUUUUAUAUAUUGAUAAGAAUCAAUGAUUAUUUUGUUUUAUAUUUUACGUUGAUUUAACUUUCUAAUCAUUAGGAGGAGUUCAAACAGUUCAAUUCAGUUUUUUUUAUAAAGUGCCUUUUACGUGGUCAGUUCAGUUUUCAUUUCCGUCUCCGUUUCAGUCGAAAUGUCAGUUCAAUAGUUUUGAGGUCCUUUUACAUAGUCAAAUCAGUUCUCAGUUCAGUCUCAGCCCGUUUUAAAAUCCAGAGCCAUCAUAAGUCGGGCUUUAAGGUCUGCCCCCCACCAAGCAGUAGAUAUUUCUUCCAUAACAUCAACUCCUUUUUGUGCUUUUGCUACAAUAUUAUUUAUGUGUUUUGUACAUUUUAUUUUUUCGUCUAGUAAAUAUUUGAAUUAUGUAAAAAACUUAAUAGACUCUUCAUAAUUUUUUUUUGUUGUGUUAAUAUUGAAGAUUUUUGAAUCGAGAGCUGCAGGUAAUUCAAUCCAUCUUACCAUAUUAUAAAAAGACUCAUUUAUAUCCCUCAUUGUUUGGUGGAUGUUUGUUCGUUCAUUUCGCUAUUGAGACUAAGUCAUCAUCGAAUGCGAAUAACUUCCUCUGCCGUCAAAUCAAACAUUUAAUGUAAUCCUCUACAAAUUUCCGUUGGUCUUUUUUUUAUUACAAAAUUCGCAUCAACCCUAUACUGGUUAUUAGAGAUUCAGUUUUUUCUAACCGGAAAAAUUAAGUGUUUUAUCUACAGAUAUUUGUUAAAUUAAGUUUAUGAUCGAGAUCCUAAAAUUCCACGUAUUGUUCCAAGUGGUAGAUUUGAUGAUGAUAUUUUUGAGUUGAAAGAUGGACAUUCUGCGAUUAUGUCUUUACAAUUGUAGUUACUAUCUCUACUUAUAGCUUCCUUAGAGGCCAGGUCUGCCUCUUCGUUUCCUUUUAAUGCAGUUGCUGCCUGAUUUUGAUUGCUAAGGAAUUUGUGGUGUGAAUUUUUUGAAGAGUGUGGAUGGACUUAAGAGAAUAUGUGACUUUGUGGUUCGUUUGAUGAAGCGGCGAUGUGUGUAGUUCGAUAUAUUGCAUCAGUGAAAGUGGAUGGGGUUUCGUCUUGAGAUUUCGAUGGGUAAAUGUGUUCAAAAUUUUUGUACUCACUGAGUAUGUUAUUGGUGUGGUGUUUGUUGAAUAAGAUGAGCUGGGUAGAGAACUUGAUGCUUUCUAAUGUCCAUGAUGGAGUCUGAGAAGAUUCGAUAGGAAGGCAUGCAGGAAUAAUAUGAUCUAAUACGAGCAUAGAAAGGUUUGGGGUUUCUGGGUUUAUUUGAAAAAAGAUGUGGAUAUUCCUUGGAGAAGUAAUUUUGGAGAAUAGGAUUGGAAUGAUCCGUAGGUCUUGAUAGUCUUGCUAGAGCUUGUUUAUUAAAUCGAUAGUUUUUGUGGUAUUUUUAGCUUUGCCAGUUUAUUUAAUAGGAUAGAUCACAUUAUCGUAGGCUGCUUUGAUAUCAAGAAAAACAGCUGAGGAAUAACUAAUAAUUUUUUAUUUUUUUUUAAAUGAAGCUUUUCCAGUUUUUAGUACAUCCCGUUUGAGUUUGGGUUUUCUUUCAGUUUUUAUCUUUUCACACCUAGGAAAAACUAACAGUUCGACUGAGGCUGAAAAUGAACUGAGGAAUACUAAGACCGUUAUUUUUACAUGAAAGGUCAGUUGUUCGUUUUAGUGAUUCAUUUCUCGACGUUCGGAUCCUUCUUAUCUCAUAAGCAAGGGUUUGAUUUGUACAUUUUGAUGAAUUCACAAGUAAAAUCUUGUUGUUUCAACAUAGUUUAAUAUUAAUACUGACAUCUCUUCAAUUUUCUCUUUCCUUUUUUCUAUCAGUUUCUACUUUUUACACAUUUGAUAGAGCGACAGAUACUGAGAUGCAAAUGAAAACUGAAAUGACCGUGUAAAAUUCCCUUUAUAUAUCUAAAGAAUAGAGAAGUGGCACAGGAACUUCAUGAGGAAAAUUAUUAGCUAAAAUGCGUUAAAAGGAAACUUGACAAAAUUCAGUUGCAAUGCAUUUUUCUUGGUGGUCGUUAAAGUUCAUCAUUACUCUUUGCAACCUAUUGUUAAGAAUUGUGUACUUGAUAUACUUUAGAUUCCUUGUACCUUCGAAGAAAGAAAUAACAAGGAAACAUCAUAAAUUCAUAAAAUAACUCAAAGUCGUUCGUAAAAAGUCCUGUUGAAACCAGUUUAUUGCAGCUAAUAACUUUCUGUAGUAGGCUAUAGAUUGGAAAAGCAAGAAACCCAAAAACACGUACCACGUGAUAAAUCUUUAGUUUGACUACCUGUUAUUAUAAUGGAAAUGUAUACUGGUUGUCACUUUACUGAAUAGAACAAUAAAUUUAGGAAAUUUUGAGACAUCAAAACUGAUUAUUAUGACGUUUAAUUUGAGCAGCACACAUUUUGUGUGCUGCUCAAAUUUGGUAACUACCUGUGUUUAUUAACUGUGACGAGUGUUGCCAUACCAUUAUGGUUGCCAUUGCCUAAAGUUUACCACUGAAGGAAAGUGGUUGGGUUGUUAUAUGAAUAAUUCACUACUUAAUGCAUUAAGUGAUAUUACUUAUUAAAGAAUAUUUACUCCUUUGUUUUUGAGGCUAUUGAAGUAUUUUCUAAAUGCAUGAAAUAUUUACUUAAUUUCUAAUAGCCCACAGUGAAAUUAACGAAUUAGGGUCGAAUUUGUCUCAAAGGAUAUAGACUGAUGGAUUUUGGCUUUUUAAUCACCAAUAAAAGUAGAAUGAAAUUCAAUAUUGAAAUAAAGAAAAA
This is a messenger RNA of Diorhabda sublineata, 6862 nucleotides long. RefSeq names its product nephrin (gene sns). Gene Ontology annotation, molecular function: cell adhesion molecule binding. The record is from RefSeq and is a predicted model, not a curated record. Gene Ontology annotation, biological process: cell-cell adhesion. NCBI's taxonomy places the organism in Eukaryota, Metazoa, Arthropoda, Insecta, Coleoptera, Chrysomelidae. The coding region runs from base 98 to 3901 and encodes 1267 amino acids. The transcript is spliced from 17 exons. Gene Ontology annotation, cellular component: cell-cell junction.